AAGCUUUCUCUGACAUCAACACCACAGUCCGGCAGGUCCAAGGGGAUCCUACGAUUAAAGAACGCCCGUUAUGGAACUUUCACUUGAAAGGGGUUAUAGCUCAUUCUCGCGCAAACGGAGCAAGGCAUCGGCUGGUUUGAAAGAAGACGCUAGCCUUUGUCAUGUCUGUCAAGAAACACCUGCCGCAGUGGUUGUACGAUUGCCCGCUCUUCGGACGACAAAACUUAGUCAUCCGCAAAUGUACUGCCUUCUUCACUACUACUCAUCGAGCGCUAUUCGUACAGAUGUAAAGUACGUUACCGUACUUGAUCAAGAGGAACUGAAUCGACAACUCCCGGCCGUUCAAGAAUUGUUUUCUGAAGCGUACGUUUCUCUACAACAAGAGCUUUCGGAGCAAUCCGCACGGGCCUUUUCUCGCCACCAGCAUGACCCACUCGCCAUCUUACACGAUCUUAACAAGAAGUCUCGAAAGGCACCGCCAGCGGCUACACCUAAAAAGGUUGACUAUUCUGCCGGAGGGUUUAUACGAGAGGUUCCCUUGCCCGAACGACUACUCCACACCCAACAGCAACAAGCUCGACUGCAGUCGCACUUGAUUUCUCGUAUGGAGAAAGCGUCAGAAUCCGCGCGUCCUACUUCCAAAAUAUCGGAUCUCUCUCGACGAAGACCUUCCAGUCGUAAAUCGAUCUGGAAUGUUGUUAUGGAUCAACCGACGAAAAAACAGAACUCGGCUAAAGGGGAAAUAUCCACCGAAAGAAAGAAGUACGCCAUUCACCCCGACACGACGAUAGUGGACGACACGACGUGCAGUGCUUGUGGAAGUCAUCAAGUUGAGAUCGUCGGUUCCAAUACCAGUAGAAAUCAGGACGCUACCAAGGGCGAGAUUUGGGGAAAUAAGGAUCGGGGCGACGAGACUGUUACCCGGUAUCGAUGUCUAAAUUGUGCCCGUACAUGGAACGAAGAGGACUAG
This is a messenger RNA of Phaeodactylum tricornutum CCAP 1055/1, 970 nucleotides long. RefSeq lists its product with no specific name. The coding region runs from base 71 to 970 and encodes 299 amino acids. The record is from RefSeq and is a predicted model, not a curated record. The transcript has a single exon. Lineage: Eukaryota; Bacillariophyta; Bacillariophyceae; Surirellales; Neidiaceae.